Molecule: messenger RNA, 731 nt
Organism: Lampris incognitus (smalleye Pacific opah)
Lineage: Eukaryota; Metazoa; Chordata; Actinopteri; Lampriformes; Lampridae
Gene: manbal
Product: mannosidase beta like
Exons: 3
Coding region: 150-410 (86 amino acids)
Cellular component (GO): membrane
Source: RefSeq, a predicted model, not a curated record
AUUUCCGCUAGAUCGUUUCGUUCCGAGGAAGACUCCGGGCCGGGCGUUGUUUUCAGAUGUGUGACGGUUGAACUGAAAUUUUGAAUUCGCGUAACCAGGACGAAGGUGACGUCGUCCCGGCGGCGAGCCGGACUCCGCACCCCGUCGCCAUGUCUGCAGAACUGGACCUGUCUCCUCCGGAGGUCCCCGAGCCGACCUUCCUGGAGAGCCUGCUGCGCUACGGCCUCUUCCUGGGGGCCAUCUUCCAGCUCGUCUGCAUCCUGGCUGUCAUCAUACCCUCCUCCAAGGGACACGAACAGGAGGAGACGGAGUCCACCGACGUGAAGGCCGCCGAGCAGAUGAAGAAAGCUAAAGGAGCCACCCCUCAGAUUCGCCAGAAACUGAAGAAAGAGAGCAAGAAGAAGCGAUAGGCCUGCACGGAGUUCAUGCUCAUCACACGUGUCCGCUGUUGUCAUUCCGUUGCCAUCGCUGCGGUUAUGGAAAGCAGUAACGCUGCAGUCCUGAUAUCGACUGGAGAUGAUGUAGAUCAUUUCAAGAUGCACCAGAAGGACCCUGAGGGUUGCAGUCCCUCUCACACUCAAGGAGACACAAGUACGAACUCCCUGUCACCAGUCUUGGCUGCUUUUGUGCAUGUACAGUUUCCCCGGACCAGUUUACUCCUGCGGGUGGGUGUGUCAGUAUUCACUGUUUCCUCAGUAUGAAACUGCAAAAUAAAUAUGUGGGCGUCUCCA